Cinclus cinclus is the source of this 2897-nucleotide messenger RNA. Its product is annotated as prominin-1-A-like. The record is from RefSeq and is a predicted model, not a curated record. Gene Ontology annotation, cellular component: apical plasma membrane; cilium; cell surface. Lineage: Eukaryota; Metazoa; Chordata; Aves; Passeriformes; Cinclidae. Gene Ontology annotation, molecular function: cholesterol binding.
AUGUCAGGGUGGGCUGGGGCCAGGAGCAGGGGCGUCCCCCGGGUGGAGGAGGAGUGCAGGUGCAGCGGGGAGGGGUGGGACAGAGGGCUCCCCCUCGGCAGAGGAGGGGGCCGGCGCGUCCGCACCCGGACAGACCCUGGCGAGCCGGGGCGGAAGGGGCGGCUCUGCCCGGCUCUGCCCGCACCUCCCGGGGCCGCCCGCACCGCGGGCUCGGUGAGGAGCCGUGCCGAGCUGGGGAACUCCGCCUGCCGGGACGUGACCCCCGGGGCACCUGCUCCGCCUCCACCGGGGCAGGCUGGGUGGUCCCGUGUCCAGACGAUACCGACAGCUCCUUUCGGUGCCCAGGUGUCCACAGCAGCUGCUGCGAUGGAGCUGGGGAACAUCUCAAAGCCCACGUACGGCCCUGGCCCCGAGGCACCGAGGAGCAGCACGCCGGGGCUGGUGACAAUGGCACACGGCUUCCUGCGGCUGGUGCAGCCCAACCCCCUGCCCAUAGAUCUGCUUAAUUUGGGGCAAUCCCAGAGCAUGUUCAGCCAGGAGGAUAUCCAAGAGCUGCUGCUCUACGAACUGGGUUUCCUCGUCUGCGCGGCCAUCGGAGUUCUCUUCAUCAUCCUGGUGCCGCUGGUGGGAUGCUGCUUCUGCUGCUGCCGCUGCUGCGGGAACUGCGGGGGCCGCAUGUACCAGAAGCAGGGCCGGCGGAUGGGCUGUCGGCGCCGGGCGCUCUGGGCUUCUGUCCUGCUGGUCUCCGCUUUCCUCCUGGCUGGGGGUGUCUGUGCCCUUAUCAGCAAUGCCCGCUUCUCCCAAGCUGUGAAGAGCACCUUCUCCAAUGUGAACAACACUAUGGAUGACGUCCAGACAUACGUGGCCUCCAUCCCCCAGCAAAUUGAUUUUAUCAUCAAGAAGAGCGAUGUCCCGCUGAACUACACUGACCGCAGCCUCCAGGACAUUGGGCCCAACCUGGGCGGUAUGAUCACCUCACACAUCAGGAGCAGCACGGACAGCGCUCUGGGAUCUCUACAGAGCCUCUUGCAAGGGAUGGAGACGCUAAAGGACACCUUUGACAGCAUCAACAUCAGUCGCUCAGUCCUCGAGGACCUGCAGAGCAACUACAGCCAGCAGUUGGUCAGCCUGCGGAAUGGGCUCAACCACUCCCUGCAGAACUGCGGCCCCCCCUGCAGCCAAGUGUCCCUGGCUGGGCUCACCUUCACCACCAACUUCAGCACGAUCCCAAGUGUGGAGCAGCAGCUGAAGGCACUGAGCGAGGUCUCUGACUCAAACAUAAGGAAUGAUUUAAAGGAGGUUAACAGAACACUGGACACGAUCCCUGUGAAGGUGCAAGAGCAGUCACAGGAAGUGGUGGCAAAGAGCCAGGAUCAGCUGGGCCUCAUCAGGCAGGAGAUCAGAAGCUUGCAGGAUAAGUUGCCACUCCUGAAUGUGGAGGAGAAAGUUGGGGUCUUGGUGAACAAUGCCACAUCAGCAUUGGAGCAGUACAGGGAGCCGAUCAUUGCCUAUGAUGGGCUCAGGAUGAUCGUGUGUGUCCUCCUGUGCUGCCUGGUGCUGCUGGUGGUCUUCUGCAACAUUUUUGGGCUGCUGCUGGGGCCCCUGGGGCUGAAGGAAGGCGUGCUGCCCACACAGCGCAGCAGCCUCUCCGAUGCUGGCGGGAACUUCUUCAUGGCAGGGGUUGGAUUCAGUUUCAUCUUCUCCUGGCUGCUCAUGCUGCUGGUGAUGAUCAUCUUUGUGCUGGAGGGGAACAUUUACAUGCUCUUCUGUGAGUCCUGGAACAACCAGCAGCUCUUACAGCUCCUGGACACCUCUGGCAUGAUCUCUAACUUCAAUCUCUCAGAGGUGCUGGGCCUGAAGGAUGGCACAGCAAACUUCUCAGAGAUAUACAGGCAGUGCCAGCAAGAUGCUUCCCUGUGGAAAACUCUGCACUUGGACCAGAGCGUGUCUCUGGAUGAGCUCUUGAAUAUUAGCCAGUACACAGGAGACAUCUCCACAGCUUUUGAUCAGAUGAACAUCACCCUAAACCCCAUUUCCCUGCUCAGCCAGGACCAGAAAGACCUGCUGCUGACUGCCAGUCGGGCUGGACAGCCCCCCAACUUCACCCUCACCCUGGACCAGCUGGAUCAGAAUAUAACCCAGGGAAGCCUCAUGAAUCUGGCUGCAGAGUUGGAACAGCUGGCAGAAGAAGUGGACACAGACGUGAAGAGGGACCUGGAAGAUAAAGCUCUUAAACUGAGGGAGCUGGAAAAGGAGAUGCAGGCAAACUUCUCUGGGCCACUGCAAAGUCUGAAGGAGAACAUCCACUCAGUGCAGAGUGGUGCUGCCCAGCUAGAGGGACAGACAACAGCUGCGCUGGACAAAGCCAGCGAAACCCAGGAGUUCCUGGAGAGGGAGAUGCCAAACAUCAUCAAGAAUGAGACAUGGGCCUUCCUGGAGCAGCUGUUGGAUUUCUUUGAGACCUACAUUUCAUGGGCCACGAGCAGUGUGACAGAAGAAUGGGCACGUUGCAAGCCCAUAGCUCAGUCCUUGGAUAAUAUGGAGGCCAUUGGCUGUGAAUUUAUCAUGGACUCUGUGAAUGCCUUCUGGUUCAGCCUGGGAUGGUGCACCUUGUUCCUGCUGCCCAGCAUCAUCCUAGGUGUCAGACUUGCCAAGUUUUACCGCCGCAUGGAUAUUGCUGAUGUGUACAGGAAUGAAGAAUUUGAGAUGCCACCAACAUUCAAUGCCUACAAAAUACCCAGGCCUUCCACAAGGCAUUAGACCCUGUCACCCACAGAUGGAUGAGGAGAUGAACAGACCCCCUCACUUGAAAAAUGUGAUUAUUUAUUUUUGCAGGAGCCUGCCUCUUUGCAAGACUGUAAUUUUUUUUGGGUCAAACAAUAAAUGGUGUGUCUGUG